UCACCUAGUAUAAAUAAUACCUAAAGAUUGUAAAAGGUAAAAACCUAAUAAGCAUCUAAAGUUUCGUUACCGUCACGUCUCGUAGCUAGCCACCUCCCUCGCGCCUUCUUUUAAUCCAUUGGAUGAUGACAAUGACAAGAGAGGCAUUGAGAUUGCUCGAUCUUCCAUGGGAUUUGGUACUUGAGAUACUCUAUAGAGUUCCGGCUACAUCUCUGGGACGAUUAAGUUUUACUUGCAAGCGAUGGAACGCUCUAUUCAAAGAUCUAUUCAAAGAUGACGAGUUCAUCAAGAAGCACUUGGACAAAGCAGCAAAACAGCGUAUAGUUCUCAUGUCGAGAAAUUCAAAGAAGUUUUAUUCAAUGAAUGUAAAUCUCGAUCCCGACAACUCUGUUGAUCCACAAACAAAGUUGCUUAACCUCAAAGUUUUCCACUGUCCGGAACAACUCAAGAUAUAUCAAAUAUUUCACUGCGACGGGUUGUUGUUAUGCAGCACACGGGACAAAAGACUCGUGGUUUGGAACCCUUGUACUGGCCUAAUCAGGUGGAUCCCAUUCACUGGUCUUUUCAAGGAUCACUCGGAGUUUGCCCUUGGAUACGAAAACAAUAACAAGUCUUGCCAAACCUAUAAAAUCUUGAGAUGCAGCUGGGAUUUUCUUGCCGCAGAAUUUCGAGAUGUUGACUCUGCAAUCUAUGAUUUUGAGUCUGAUUCUUGGAAGGAUCUUAUUGACGUGUUUCCCAAUAACUGCAGUAGAAUAAUAUCAAAGGCAGUAUCUUUGAAGGGGAAUAUUUAUUGGAUUGCCAAUAUAGAUGAUGAAGAUGAUGAAGAAGAUGUCUUACUUAGUUUCGAUUUUUCAACAGAGAAGUUUAAGUGUUUAUCUAUUCGAUUUUGGAGUGGCCAUCAUGAUUUUCUUCCUACAACUCUCUCAGUUGUUGGAGAAGAACGACUGGCAGUAUUGUAUAGCAGCUAUUCUCAACCACAAAAGAUUGAGAUAUGGACGACGACACAUGAUAAGAUUGAUCAGGCCACACUUGUGUCGUGGACCAAAUUUUUAUCACUGGAACUAGAUGGGAAUAAGCCUCAGGUGGAUCUUUCAUGUGACGCAACUUUCUUUAUCGACGAGGAGAAGAAAGCGGCCGUGUUAUGCGAUCUGGAAUGUAUAAAGAAGAAGUGGAAGAAUAUGGUAUACAUUGUUGGAGAGGACAAUCGGUUCAGGAAAAUACCCGUAGGAGUAGUAUACAAAGAAAAAAAAGAUAUACCCUUAGGAGAAAAUGAUUUUUCUUUGGGUCCAGUUAUUCACAAUUAUGUUCCAAGCUUGGUUCGAAUCCAACAGGGUGGAGUCAUGACACGAGAACGAAAAAGGAAAAAUAGGCAUUAGUGGUUUAUCAAACCACCGAAAAGGGAUUUUUCGGUGUUAGAGUGUUUUGAGUUGAUCUUUACAUUAUACACAUCUUCGGAUAUUUAAUAGUUUUAAAGUU
This is a messenger RNA of Raphanus sativus (radish), 1476 nucleotides long. Its product is annotated as putative F-box protein At3g17500. The coding region runs from base 123 to 1376 and encodes 417 amino acids. The record is from RefSeq and is a predicted model, not a curated record. Gene Ontology annotation, molecular function: protein binding. The transcript has a single exon. Lineage: Eukaryota; Viridiplantae; Streptophyta; Magnoliopsida; Brassicales; Brassicaceae.